Messenger RNA from Nicotiana attenuata, 1439 nucleotides. Its product is annotated as L-type lectin-domain containing receptor kinase S.4-like. NCBI's taxonomy places the organism in Eukaryota, Viridiplantae, Streptophyta, Magnoliopsida, Solanales, Solanaceae. The transcript has a single exon. Bases 188 to 1243 code for a protein of 351 amino acids. Gene Ontology annotation, molecular function: carbohydrate binding. The record is from RefSeq and is a predicted model, not a curated record.
CCACAUAACACAGCCAUCUAUUUGUUGACCACAAAGUACGAAGUGUUGACUGUUCCAGUACCAAGAGACAUUCCUACUUUACCUUCCACUUUACUCCAAGAACUCAACCAUCAGAGCAUCAACAAAACCCAAACCCUAACCUUAAUAGUAGCCAAAUACUCUCAGAUUUUCCGUUGUCAGCGCAUGAAUGAUGCCCACAUUGCGCAUUCCCAGCGGCAUGAUGCUCUUUAAUGUUCCUAUCUACCUUCUUCUUCUCUUGACUUUGCUCCCGGUCUCCAUUUUCUCCUUCUCAAUUGGUCUGAGUUCCCACUUUGAUCCCAAUCUUGGCCUUAUUGGCGAUGCUAAAAUCACUAAAGAUGGCUCCUUUGUGCAACUAACCGACUCAUCAAAGUCUUCUCUGAGUUCCGGAUUCGUCUUCCAGAGAAUACCCUUCAAGUUUCUUGACUCCAAUUCGUUUUCCACUGACUUCUCAUUCUCUAUCUCACCCCACAAUGGUGAUGGUCUUUCGUUCGUUAUUGUUCCUACUGAUUUCCCCUCCAAGUUUUCCAAGAAAAUGUUCGGGCUUUCUAAUGAAAGGCGGUUUUUUGGGGUUGAGUUUGAUACUUUGUUGAACGAAAAUGUGGGGGAUAAAAGUGCCAAUCAUGUGGGUGUGAAUGUGGGCAGUCUUGUUUCUGCAAAAUCAACCAACGUUUCGUUCAUCAACUUGGUGUUGAAUAGUGGCAAAAAGCUGCAUUCUUGGGUCGAUUAUGAAUGCACUUCGAAAAGGCUAGAGGUAAGACUAAGUGAAUUUGGUAUUCCUAGGCCGUACGAUCCCUUGUUAGUGUAUCAGGUUGAUUUGGGUAAUAUGUGGAAAGGCGAAGAAGUAUUGGUGGGAUUAAGUUCUUCUACUGGAAGUUCAUUCCAAGUUACUAGUGUCUAUUCAUGGAAGUUCAGAGUUCGAAGUGUUCCAAAGUGGCUGCAUUCACAACCUGCGGAUCCACGCAAAAAUGCGAACGAACAAAGUCUGGAAAAGAUUGCAGACAAAAAAAGGUUUCAUCUUUUGGCGUUUCUCUCUGGGUUUAUUUUUGCGACAGGGUGUAUAGCAUUGGCUGCCUUUAUUGGAUUGUUUUUGUGGGUGAUAGUUGGCAAUAAUUCGGAGGUAGUGAUCCCAGCAAAGAGCUCAGUGCAUCCUGGAGAUUUCAGGUAUGAAAAGGUCAAUGUGGUUGUAGAGGAUGGUUCAGGCCAUGUUAAAAAUAAAAACUGAAUAAUAUAUCUAGUAGUGUAUGUUUUUUGUAUAAUGCACUUUCUGUUGUUCGUAAUCUAUUAACCUAUGCGGAAGGCUGAACCAUGUAUUUACCCUUCUCAAUGAGGAAUGGGUGCCUUGUAUGUAACUUUGUAUGGUAAUUUUGUUGACCUUUUUAUCUUUUCGUACCUGAAAUUUGUUACUUUUCAGAGGUAGC